Vitis vinifera (wine grape) is the source of this 2623-nucleotide messenger RNA. RefSeq names its product rab GTPase-activating protein 22. The transcript is spliced from 5 exons. Gene Ontology annotation, molecular function: GTPase activator activity. The coding region runs from base 644 to 2308 and encodes 554 amino acids. Gene Ontology annotation, biological process: activation of GTPase activity. NCBI's taxonomy places the organism in Eukaryota, Viridiplantae, Streptophyta, Magnoliopsida, Vitales, Vitaceae. The record is from RefSeq and is a predicted model, not a curated record.
UCUGACAAGGGAAGUUGGGCCGUGGCCCAAUCCCGAGUCACGCACGCUUUCUCUUAAGGCACAGAGUCUUCCGUCUACUUUUCUCACUAAAACUUCUGAGGGAUGCGCAGAGGGCAAAAGAGAGGAGGAGAUAUAUCUUAAUAUUUAAUAAUAAUAAUAAUAAGAAGGAAAAAACAAUAGUUGUGUUUUUUGGGGUUCGCUAUUAUUACUGGCUUUGAUGUAGGGAGAAAGGAAGAGGGUGAGAGGGUGUAAAGAGCAGGUGAGAGGGGGUUCAGUUUGGUGAUGGUGUUGUGGGCACUUGGUGAUGCCAAGGGCAUAGAGGUAAUUCCAUUUUGUUUGUUGUUGAUGAUCUUCUUCUCGGGUGGUGAUGGUAGGAGGAGCUGGAUCGUCUUCGCCCAAGGUAGCAGCGGCGGCGGUGGAGGUAGUGGCGGGAGGAGCGUCGGCCUCAUCGGCGGAGGGGGCGGGUUCUGGGCGUCUACGGCGCCUUCCAAUGUUGGAAUAGCCAUCGCCGUGACGGCCAUGGCCGGUCUCGCCUUGGCCGCCACUGUCGUCUACACUCGUAGGUAAAGCAACCCUAAAUUUCUUCUUCAUCAUCAUCUACACCAACGAAACCAAACGAAACCCUAGAAAUUUGUAGGUAGAUAUGCUCACACAACAGAAACCCUUUAUGAGAGCCCUCCGGCGAAGUAUCACUUCUUCACCGUCAUCAUCGUCAAAUUCUUCUUCACCGUCAUCCUCGUCAUCGUCAUCGUGGAUUCAUUUGCGAACGGUUCUCUUAGUCGUUGCUUCCUCCUCACCAGUCUCCACUGAUAGAGGCACUCUUAAAUCACCAUGGUCUCGCCGGAGAAGAAAACAUGCCCUCCUGGCCAAACAAUGGAAGAGUCUUUUUACGCCAGAUGGAAAAUUCACUGAUGGUGGAGUUAAGUUUCUGAAGAAAGUUAGAAGCGGAGGUGUUGAUCCAAGUAUUAGAGUGGAGGUUUGGCCAUUCCUCCUUGGAGUCUAUGAUGUGAAGAGUUCCAGGGAAGAGAGAGAUUCUAUUAGGGCUCAGAAGAGAAAGGAAUAUGAGAACCUGCGGAAACAGUGCCGACGAAUCCUAAAACAGAGUGACACUAGCAUUAAGUUGAGGGAAACUACUGGAAGCUGUAGCAACCAGGAUAGUGAGGAAUUCAGUCAAGUUUUAGAUUCUUCUGGCUCAGAAGAUGUGGUUAGUGCCAGGUUGUCUCAUUCCACCGAGGGAGGGACUCCAGAGGAAGAGGAUUCAGUCCACCCAGUCUGCAAUGUAGGCCCUCAAACUUCAGACUCAUUAUUGGAAGGGGAUGGUGAAAAGAGUGGACUUACCUGUGAAGAUGCCUCUGCUAGUUACUCGGACUCAUCUGAUUCUGACUCCUCUGGAGAAAUUGACAGCAUACCUCUCUUUGCUGCUGAAGGAACUGAAGAAAAUGAUCUUGGUGAUCAUGCUAAGGAGAAUUCCUCUCCGUCUGAGACAGAAAGUGGCUCCAAACUCCGCAUGAAUGAAGAUUUUGCAACAUGGCAGAGGAUCAUCCGCCUUGAUGCUGUGCGAGCGAAUGCUGAAUGGAUCAUUUAUUCACCAUCUCAGGCUGCUGUGUCAGAGAUCAAGGCACGGAGAUUUGCAGAGAGUGUUGGAUUGAAGGAUUAUGAUCACCUGGAGCCAUGCAGGAUUUUCCAUGCUGCUCGCUUAGUUGCCAUUCUAGAAGCCUAUGCACUCUAUGAUUCAGAAAUUGGUUACUGCCAAGGGAUGAGUGAUUUACUCUCCCCGAUAAUUUCGGUGAUGGAGGAGGACCAUGAUGCCUUCUGGUGCUUUGUAGGUUAUAUGAAGAAAGCUCGGCAUAACUUCCGGCUUGAUGAGGUGGGGAUUCGAAGACAACUGAGCAUCGUGUCCAAGAUUAUUAAGUGCAAGGAUUCUCAUCUCUAUAGGCACCUGGAGAAGCUUCAGGCAGAGGAUUGCUUUUUCGUAUACAGAAUGGUGGUUGUUCUCUUUAGGAGGGAGUUAAGCUUUGAGCAGACGCUUUGCCUCUGGGAGGUGAUGUGGGCAGAUCAGGCUGCAGUCAGGGCCGGGAUUGCCAAGUCUACUUGGGGAAGAAUAAGGCUAAGAGCCCCGCCCACUGACGACCUGCUCCUUUAUGCAAUAGCCGCCUGUGUGCUGCAAAGAAGGAAGCUGAUCAUAGAGAAGUACAGCAGUAUGGAUGAGAUCAUAAGGGAGUGCAACAGCAUGGCAGGACAUCUCGAUGUUUGGAAGCUUCUAGAUGAUGCCCAUGAUUUGGUGGUGACCCUCCAUGACAAAGUUUAGAAAGCCCCUUCAACCAAGGGUUUCGCUCUCAGGUUCUUUCUCUGUUACCCAUCCCUUUUUCCUUUUCAGUUGUUCUUGCUCCAUUUCCUGGGAGCCCUUCAAUUCUUAGGGAAUCAUAAUUUUACUGCACCCCUUCAUAGGCAAUUCCUGUGUCGAGUAAAUUAUGGGAUGCAUGAUGUAAUUUGCCCACACUCUGGGCUCAUUUGAGCGAUCAUGAUGUAUCAACCUGCACUCACUGCUCAUUUGAGUGAUGGUGGCAACCCUGCAACACUAGCUAUUUACAAUGAUAUAUAACUUGUCUCCUGUUUUUCUCAA